AUCUCCAUCAAAACACAACACAGAUGGGUUUUCCCUUCUUUUCAAGCUUGUCUUGUUUCGGUGACUCAAGUCAAAGGGCGACAAAUCCAUCUUCUUCUGAUCCCACACUCAUCUCAACAGAACCACCUUCAUCUAUCAUAACUGAACUCUGCCAUCAGUUUACACUUGCAGAGAUACAAUCAGUGACAAGAAACUUCGAAAAGUCUUUGGGAGAAAGCAGGUUUGGUAUUGUUCACAGAGGCUAUGUAGGAAAUACUUCUAAACCGGUUGCAGUCAAGCAGUAUAAGAAGGACUCAGGUUUUGGUUUCUUGGAGUUCAAGAAUGAGAUUGUCUUGCUUUCGCAGCUGCACCACCCCAACCUCAUCUCUUUGGUUGGGUUUUGCGUCGAAAGAAAUGAGUUAAUUCUUGUAAAUGAGUUGCUUCCUAAGGGUACUCUUUAUCGUCAUCUUCACGGUCGAAACAUUCAUCCACUUCCAUGGAAGAGGAGGCUACAGAUUUGCAUAGGCGUGGCACGUGGACUUCACUAUCUUCACACUGGAGCCAAGUAUACUAUCAUUCACCGCGACAUUAAGACAAGUAACAUUCUUUUGGAUGAUAACUGGGAGCCUAAAGUUUCAGGUUUAACACUGUCCAAAAGAGUAUCUCUUAGGAGCUCAAAGUCAUUGAAAAGGACUGAGUCAGAUAUAAAAGGAACAUAUGGAUAUAAAGAUCCAGAAUAUGAAAGAACUGGAGUGCUGACUGAAAAAUCAGAUGUAUAUUCUUUUGGGGUAGUUCUGUUAGAAGUUGUAAGUGCAAAGCCGCCGCGGGAGAUUUACAGGGAAUACUUGGAAGACUGCAAUCAGUCUCUCGAGUCAUAUGCAGAGAAAAAUGUUGAUCGAUUUCUUAAGUCAAAGAUUGAACCAGAUUGUUGGAAAAUAUUUGUUGACAUCACUGAGAGAUGCUUGCUUGCAGAGGGGAGGGAGAGGCCAGACAUGGGGGAAGUGGAGGUGGAGCUUCAACAUGCACUGCAAUUUCAGGAGGAAGCUGAUAGAAUAUGAUUUGCUUAGUUGGGUUUAUUUCAUGUAUGCAUACUUGUAGUUUUGGAUGUAGUGAGACUGUUUUUAUCUGAAUUUUGAUUGUCAUUUAAUCAAUUCAUGGUGGGUGUUGAACCUUUC
Arachis ipaensis is the source of this 1154-nucleotide messenger RNA. Lineage: Eukaryota; Viridiplantae; Streptophyta; Magnoliopsida; Fabales; Fabaceae. The record is from RefSeq and is a predicted model, not a curated record.